This is a messenger RNA of Ailuropoda melanoleuca (giant panda), 3034 nucleotides long. RefSeq names its product carboxypeptidase M (gene CPM). Bases 50 to 1381 code for a protein of 443 amino acids. Gene Ontology annotation, molecular function: metallocarboxypeptidase activity; zinc ion binding. Gene Ontology annotation, biological process: peptide metabolic process; protein processing. Lineage: Eukaryota; Metazoa; Chordata; Mammalia; Carnivora; Ursidae. The record is from RefSeq and is a predicted model, not a curated record. The transcript has 9 exons.
CCCGGCGGGCGGCAGGCGGCGGCUGGAGGUGCGCGUCGGGGCAGGGAACAUGGACUUCGUCCGCCUCUGGCUAGGGCUGCUGCUGCCUUUGGUAGCUGCGCUGGAUUUCGGCUACCACCACCAGGAAGACAUGGAAGCGUUUUUGAAGAAUGUGGCCCAAAACUACAGUUCCAUCACUCGCUUACACAGUAUUGGGAAAUCUGUGAAAGGUAGAAACCUGUGGGUUCUUGUCGUGGGGCGCUUUCCAAAGGAGCACAGAAUUGGGAUUCCAGAGUUCAAAUACGUGGCCAACAUGCACGGAGACGAGACUGUGGGGCGGGAGCUGCUGCUCCAUUUGAUUGAACAUCUCGUAACCAAUGAUGGAAAAGACCUUGAAAUCACAAACUUAAUCAACCGAACCCGGAUACACUUCAUGCCCUCCAUGAACCCAGAUGGAUUUGAAGCGGUCAUCAAGCCUGACUGUUUUUACAGUAUUGGAAGGGAAAAUAACAACUACUAUGACCUGAAUAGAAAUUUCCCCGACGCUUUUGAAUUUAAUAAUGUAUCAAGGCAGCCUGAAACUGUGGCCGUCAUGGAGUGGCUGAAGACGGAGACGUUUGUCCUCUCUGCCAACCUCCACGGCGGUGCCCUGGUGGCCAGUUACCCGUUUGACAACGGUGUUCCAGCGACGGGGACGUUACACUCCCGUAGCUUAACCCCCGACGACGAUGUUUUUCAACACCUUGCACAUACCUACGCUUCAAGAAAUCCCACCAUGAAGAAAGGAGACCAGUGUAAAAACAAAAUGAACUUUCCCAAUGGCAUCACGAAUGGCUACUCUUGGUAUCCACUCAAAGGUGGAAUGCAAGAUUACAACUACAUCUGGGCCCAGUGUUUUGAAAUUACGUUGGAGCUGUCAUGCUGUAAAUAUCCUCAUGAGGAGAAGCUUCCGUUCUUCUGGAACAAAAACAAGGCCUCAUUGAUUGAAUAUAUAAAACAGGUGCACCUAGGUGUAAAGGGUCAAGUUUUUGAUCAGAAUGGAAAUCCAUUACCCAAUGUAAUUGUAGAAGUCCAAGACAGAAAACAUAUCUGCCCUUAUAGAACCAACAAAUUUGGAGAGUAUUAUCUUCUUCUCUUGCCUGGGUCCUAUGUAAUAAAUGUUACAGUCCCUGGACACGAUCCAUACCUCACAAAGGUGGUUAUUCCAGAAAAAUCCCAGAACUUCAGUGCUCUUAAAAAGGAUAUUCUACUUCCCUUCAGAGGCCAAGUGGAUUCUAUCCCAGUAUCAAAUCCUUCAUGUCCUAAGAUUCCUCUGUAUAGUGAUUUGCCAAGCCACUCAGCUGCAACAAAGCCUGGUCUGUUCUUAUUCUUAGUGACUAUCUUUCACAUAUUUGUCAAAUAAAGCAAAAUGUGAAACACAAGCCCCAUCAUCACCUGGAAUCAGGGAUUACGCACACCAGGUUAUUGCAACUCUUAACUCCCUCUGCGGGACCUGGACCAAAGAAACGCCACGGUCCUUCCCUAAGAGGAGAAAUGGUUGUUUUCAAACCACAACAAGCCAUGUGUGGUGAUAACAAAAGGAAUGAUUUAAUCUUGAUGAAUGGAAGACACCUACCUUUCAAGUACUGUCCACUUACACUUAAUCUUGAAGUUGUCUUAGAAAUUUGUAAGAAAAAGCUGAGAAUCAAGAAAGAAGUUCCUGCAAGAAAAAAAUGGAGCAAAUUUUGUAUACAGAGAGCCAGAUGAAUAUAAGCAAUGAAGAUGAACAUUCAUUGAUUACCUACUGUCUACAAAACCUGGCCAUGAGUGCUAUAUGUGAAGAUAUAGGAAGUGCCAUAUGUAAUUCUCAGCACAGGGAGAAAUGAUGAUAGGACUGGGAAUAUUUCAUUUCAAAAAUGUUCUAAGGAAAGAGGAGCGGAAAGAGGCAACCAUGUCUCAGCGGCCCAAGAAAAACUAUGGGCCUGAUGGGAUGUCGAGGUUCUAUCUACAGAGCCCCAGAACCACAGAUCAAUUAAGUGCCCCUCCUUUCUGCACUCAGCUGCCAGUUCUGUUGUGCUGAUGACCCACAAAUGUGUCACUCGAGCUGCAAAGUCAAGUCCUGACUGACUUUGCCUGAGCUGCAAAGUCAAGUCCAACUUCCCACUGUACGCAUCCACCAGAUGGACCCGCAGGUACCUCAAACUCCUCGUGUUGAAAUUGAACGUAUUUUUCUCCCUGGAGCUGCUCUUCCCCCUGUACUGGUCUCUGGCACCACCAAACUAGAAACUGAGGGUCAUCCUUGAUGACGAUAUGGGCUGAGGGAGGAGAAAUCAGUCAUUAAAGAUUGACGUGAAUUAUAAACCUUGGCUGACCCUCUCUCCAUGGCUAGUAACGUUGUCAAGUCGAGGCCACCGUGACUCACUGGCACCACUGCAGCAGCUUGACUGGUCUCCCGCGCCCGGCCUUCUCCUCUUCAAAUCCGUCCUCGUGCAGCACUGGGGAAGAAGGUCUGCUCGAAACAAAAAACAACAAUCAACUUGCUUGUAGUUCCUGUACACUCAGUGCGCCGUCUGCGUCCCGUAUCUGAACACCAUUCUGACCCACCACAUUUUCUUUGCCACCCCCUCAACUCAGUUCAGGUGUCAGCUCCUCCAGGAAGCCUUUGCUGACCAUCAUCCCUCCCAUUCCAUUCUCCCUCCCAGUCAAUCUGGGGACCUUUCCUCUUCGGUACUCAAAUUAAAUGGGUUACCUCUAUUAUGAAUUUACCAACUGUAUUAUGAUCUACUUUCAUGUGUGAUUUUCCCUAAUAGAAUGUGAGCUUUGAGGCCAGGAUCUAUUAAUUUGAAAAAUUCAUUUUUUUAUCUUCAGAGCCCCAUACAUAGUAGAAACUGAAUGAGUGAGUGAACAAAGAGUUCCAUGAACCUACUAAACCCAGUCUCUCCCAGACACUGUGUUGGGCGUUGAGUCAUUUCGUCAAAUGAGGUCCUAUAUUAUGGCAAUCUCCAGCUCAGUAGCAGCACUGACAAAAGAGUGUUCAAAUAUGUAUCAACAAAUAAAGUCAAAUAUGGUGUUUUUA